Molecule: messenger RNA, 939 nt
Organism: Hemiscyllium ocellatum (epaulette shark)
Lineage: Eukaryota; Metazoa; Chordata; Chondrichthyes; Orectolobiformes; Hemiscylliidae
Exons: 5
Coding region: 1-939 (312 amino acids)
Source: RefSeq, a predicted model, not a curated record
AUGGCUGAUGAUGAUGAGGGAAACAAAAGGACCAUCACAAGCAGGAUUGAAACCUUUCUGGACCCAGUGAGACGAGAUUACUAUGGAGGACAGCAUAUUAUUACGGAGAGCAAGAGUGAAUGUCCAGAGCAAAGGAGGGCAACAGGAAACAUUGCAAAACGGAAAAGCCCGCAGUGUAUCCACAUCCGUCAAAAAAAAAUUAGGAACUGGGGAAAGGGAACAAUGAGGGCGAAUCGGCAGCAAACUAACGGAAAAACAACGAAUCACAGAUGGGACAGCAAACUAUUUUCUUAUUCUCGAUGGGAACUGAAUGACUCUGUCAAUGAUGAUGGUUAUUACCUACUGCAACCAUGUCAACCACAUACACAUUUCAAAUGCAAAGACCUUGAUGUGGAAGCAAUUAUCAUUUCUUCACAAUUGUCAAAUUCAACACAUGGUUCAAGUAAAGAAAUUGAGUCGUGUAUGAAUGAAGAGUAUUUCGCUGGCCGGAAAGGUAAACACUCCCCUUUGCAGCAAAUCACCUCCAAAGAUCUGAAUGAGUAUGCUACGAAUUCUCAGAAUACAACUGAACCAAUUUCCAGAAAAUGUACAACUAUACCUUUGGUGAGAAAGCAUACAAAUGGGCAGCAAAAGAGUGAUAUUCCAAAUGCAACCUGGUCUGUUAACAAGUGUGCAAAUCUUCUGGUGCCCAUACCAAACCAUGUGCAUGGUGGCAAUGAGCUGAAAGGUCAGGUACAAGUAAUGCAGUCAAGAUCAACAAUUUCUGAGUGUGAUGAUCAGGAGAAUAGCAGCUACUGUAAAAACUCUUCCCAAGCUUGUGAACUGUCAACAGCAAAGGAACUUCUGUUAAUUUCGAAAAUGAAGAAAAGAGACAUUGGAAAGAAGAGCCAUUUCAAGUCCAAGCUUUAUCCAAAAAAUCUGUUCACUCAAGAAUGUUAA